This is a messenger RNA of Aptenodytes forsteri (emperor penguin), 1658 nucleotides long. It is a transcript of the gene NSA2, whose product is annotated as NSA2, ribosome biogenesis homolog. Lineage: Eukaryota; Metazoa; Chordata; Aves; Sphenisciformes; Spheniscidae. Gene Ontology annotation, biological process: maturation of 5.8S rRNA; maturation of LSU-rRNA. Gene Ontology annotation, cellular component: preribosome, large subunit precursor; nucleolus. The record is from RefSeq and is a predicted model, not a curated record. The transcript is spliced from 6 exons. Bases 1 to 1437 code for a protein of 478 amino acids.
AUGGCCAAAACCACCGCGACACAAAGCCCAAGUGCAGAAGCUUCAAAAGCAUUCCUAGCUGGCUGCUGCUUAUUUAAGGGGAGACCAAUAUCCAGCUCCAGUCAUUUUAUGCUUCGUGGUGGAGUUUCACAACAAAGGGAAAGAAGCUUGCGUGCAGGCUCACUUCCACCCCCUCGUCUUACCAGCCAAACACCCGUCUUCGAGCGCCGCCGCUGCACCUUGCUGACCGGGAGAGCAGGACGGGAGCGGUGCCUUCACGCUGCCCGUGACAAGCCCACCGAGCCAAGCCCCGCCAGCCGCUGCCCGGUGGCGCCCCGCGAACCGACGCUGCCCUACCUGCCGUGUAUACGAACCGCUGGGACGUUAGUCCGCCGGCCCCCCCCCCGCCGCGUGUCCCAGCGGCACCGGGCCUCGGUGGGGGUGCAGAGCUGGCCCCGGCCGCCCGGUCCUCGGCCGCCGAUACCCGCUCAUCGCGCUGCCUUGUGCCCACAGCCGCAGAACGAGUACAUCGAGCUGCACCGCAAGCGAUAUGGGUACCGCCUGGACUACCACGAGAGGAGGAGGAAGAAGGAGGGCCGCGAGGCUCACGCGAGCUGGCCCCGGCCGCCCGGUCCUCGGCCGCCGAUACCCGCUCAUCGCGCUGCCUUGUGCCCACAGCCGCAGAACGAGUACAUCGAGCUGCACCGCAAGCGCUAUGGGUACCGCCUGGACUACCACGAGAGGAGGAGGAAGAAGGAGGGCCGCGAGGCUCACGACCGGUCCCGGAAGGCCAAGAAGAUGAUCGGGCUGAAGGCCAAGCUCUACCACAAGCAGCGGCAUGCCGAGAAGAUACAGAUGAAGAAGACCAUUAAAAUGCAUGAAAAGAGAAAUACAAAGAAAAAGAAUGAUGAAAAAACACCUAAAGGAGCUGUACCAGCAUACCUGCUGGACAGAGAGGGCCAGUCCCGGGCUAAGGUUCUCUCUAACAUGAUCAAGCAGAAAAGAAAAGAAAAAGCCGGCAAAUGGGAGGUUCCUGUGCCAAAGGUCCGUGCACAAGGAGAAACAGAAGUUUUAAAAGUGAUUCGUACAGGAAAGAGAAAGAAGAAGGCCUGGAAGAGAAUGGUUACAAAAGUUUGUUUUGUUGGAGACGGCUUUACUAGGAAGCCUCCUAAAUACGAGCGAUUCAUUCGACCAAUGGGCUUACGUUUCAAGAAGGCACAUGUGACACAUCCUGAACUUAAAGCUACUUUUUGCCUACCUAUCCUUGGUGUAAAAAAGAAUCCUUCUUCUCCUUUGUAUACAACAUUGGGUGUAAUUACCAAGGGUACCGUCAUUGAGGUGAAUGUGAGUGAGCUUGGCCUCGUGACACAAGGGGGCAAAGUUAUCUGGGGGAAAUACGCACAAGUAACAAACAAUCCAGAAAAUGAUGGCUGUAUUAAUGCAGUUCUACUUGUUUAAGUUGUGUUUGAUAUUAAGCAUUGGACACGGGCUCCUGCAAAAUCAGUGAAGUUUCAACAAGUUUGCAAGAUUUCUGGAACCUUCAACCAUUCAAGAACAUUGACCCUACAAGCUGGUGAGGAAUUUAAACAUGCCAGAAACGACUGCUUGGGUUUUUGUAUUUAUUAUGUUUGCUCAGCUGAACACUGUCCAAAUAAAGUGAUUCAAUUUUCAUGUUUUGC